AUGGCAUCUCAACGAGUUCAAACCCAGCUCUCUCGGCACCUCGCCCUCAAUGCUGAGAACAUCGUGGUCCCCCGGACCGCUCCUAUAACAAAUAUCCUACCAAAUCCUCCAAACCAGCCUGUGUUUCCAACCUACAGCAUGGGCUACAGGGCAGGUAUAAAGGUCGUCCGCCAGGCGAUACCUGCACGACCUGCGGAUGGCCAAGGCACCCACCACACCUACCACAUGGCAACCCACGGCAACCUUCAUCCAAUCCUCUUGCAGAUGGAGCCUGCUCCUAAUCCGAUCGCUGGUGUGGUUGUCCCAGAUCUCAUCGAGGAAGCGACCAAUCAAUUUGUCCUGGGCAAUGAUGGAACUCCGCUCAGAUAUUUCGGCCAUCUGCCACGAUGGGUUCAUCACGACGUCUCGGGGAUGUUGAUCGAGUUGUGGAUGCGACUCGACCCACGCGUUGAGAUGCGGGACAUUUUGAACCGCAUCAACGCCCAUCCUACAAAGAAGACGAUCGGACCGAGUGGCUACAACAUGAAGCGGAGCCGAUUUAGAGAGACCAUCGAUGUGCCUCCUUUCACUACGGGUCGCCAGCACCCUUGUUCGUUCGAAAUCGAUGUUAUCAACAACCAGACUUGCGAGCAACUUCUGCUCAACACUUGCAUGCUCGUUGAUCUCCCCAGUAACCGCAUGUUCAAGCCUGUCAUGGCCAGCGACAGAGUGAUCCUGGGUUACGUCGAUAGCUGUCUGCCUCUCGAUUAUUUCUUGCGAGGCUUCCCGACACCGAUCCCCAUUCCUUCGGAUCGUCAAAACAUCGCCCUACAGCUGCGAUCGCGCCUCCAGACCCUCGCAGUUCGCUGCAAUCUGGGCAACCAAUUGCAGAACUACAAGAAUCUGCCGGAGAAUUUGAAACCGACAUGGUGGCAAAAGAGUCCAGAUCCGCAGGGCCCGCUUCCCAUCCAUCAAGUUGACAGCCUGACGCACAAUGAGUGGAUCGCCCAGCUUUGCCGACAAUAUACCGGCAUGAGCAGGUCAGGCACGCAACGCACGAAUUCCAUUAGCCCCGCGCCGGUGCGCACUCCUGUGGCUUUUGUCCCCUCUACGCAGUGGGCACUGCGGCCACCAUCUCUCCAGGCACCUCCCGCACCAGUCGCACCAUUACCAGCAGUUGACCAAGACUUGGUGAAUCCAGCUCGGCCGCUCGUGGGAGAAUGGCACGAGAGGAACUCCGGCGGCGGCAUCUCCUACUAUGUGGAGCCUGCGCACCGCCGUCCCGACCGCCGGAUUUAG
Molecule: messenger RNA, 1278 nt
Organism: Cladophialophora carrionii CBS 160.54
Lineage: Eukaryota; Fungi; Ascomycota; Eurotiomycetes; Chaetothyriales; Herpotrichiellaceae
Exons: 1
Coding region: 1-1278 (425 amino acids)
Source: RefSeq, a predicted model, not a curated record